AUGGAGAGUGACGAGUUUGAUCGAGUCUGCGAUACUAUAGAGUCAAAGCUAGAGACACGAGAGUCACCUUCACAUCUACUACAACGUGGUGUAAUAAAGACAUCACUUAGAGUAUCACCAUCAAUACAUGAAAGACAGAGCAAGAUAAAGUUCAAGAAGACUAGUCACCAGCUGGAUCAGAAGCUGACCAACAGACCUGAUGUUAACAGAUUGGUAGAGUCCAACAUUCUUGUCAGUCCAUCCAAAGAUGUUGCGCCAUCAUUACAAUCAAAGAAGAAGUCAUUGCAGUUCCAGUAUACUGCAUCUCAGCUCAAUCAGAAGUUGGACAACAGACCAUCACAUCACACAUUGGUCGAUUCAAGCAUCAUAAAGAAUGUCGACAAUCAAUCUGAACAUGUAUCAAUAUCAUCAUCUGGUGAGCAUUCAUUCUUGAUGACAGGAUCAGGACCUACAGACAGCUUCCAUGACAUGGCCACUCUGUUGGAGGAGAAGUUGGUCAAUCGCAGUGAUCGUGAACACUUGCUACAGAAUAAUAUUAUCAAGAGUGUGGACAUUGCUCCUUCGAUACAGGCAGCUCAGAGUGCACUGUCACUCAAGCUCCAGCAUAUGGCCAUCGAUAGCAAGUUGGAGAAGCGACCAUUCCAAAGGCAAUUGAUCGAGAGCAAUAUCAUCAGGAGCGAUAGUACACAGCGAGUCAUCGUUGACAAUAGCAAGUUGGAUCAAAAGUUAAACAACAGGCCGACACAAGACGAGUUGAUCAAUCACAAUAUCUUAAAGGACCAUCUUUCAAACAUUCAAGACAGGAGACAGAUGCUAAAGUUUGAACAAACUAAACAGAGACUCAAUGCAAAGGUCGUGAGUAGGCCUAGUAAGGACUCACUACUCGAGAGCAACAUACUUUAUAGAGACGAUUAUGAUGACAAACACAACAUUGAUCAAGACGCAGAGAGCGAUCAAGACAACAACAUUGAGAACAAUGAUCAGGAUAAGCAGGCGAGCAACGAGACCAGGAGGAAUAGGUUGAAUGACCUAUUCAACAAAAGGCCAACAAAGAGUGACCUAAUCGAGAAUCAUAUCCUUCUGCAAUCGAGAGAGGACGUGGAUUCAAGAGAGGUGGAUGAUGAAGAGUUCCAUGGUAACGACGAUGACGACGACGACGAGGAUGUUGAGGAGCUUGUUAUACGAGAUGAUCCAGAUGCUGUUGUUGUUUGGUCAGACGACGAGGAGGUAGACGAUGAAGAUGAUGAUCAAUGCGAA
Messenger RNA from Acytostelium subglobosum LB1, 1257 nucleotides. RefSeq lists its product as hypothetical. The record is from RefSeq and is a predicted model, not a curated record. NCBI's taxonomy places the organism in Eukaryota, Evosea, Eumycetozoa, Acytosteliales, Acytosteliaceae. The transcript is spliced from 4 exons. The annotation marks the transcript as partial.